Molecule: messenger RNA, 646 nt
Organism: Leptomonas pyrrhocoris
Lineage: Eukaryota; Euglenozoa; Kinetoplastea; Trypanosomatida; Trypanosomatidae
Product: putative RNA polymerase-like protein
Exons: 1
Coding region: 47-646 (199 amino acids)
Biological process (GO): transcription initiation at RNA polymerase II promoter; DNA-templated transcription; positive regulation of nuclear-transcribed mRNA poly(A) tail shortening
Cellular component (GO): RNA polymerase II, core complex; P-body
Molecular function (GO): single-stranded RNA binding; translation initiation factor binding; single-stranded DNA binding
Source: RefSeq, a predicted model, not a curated record
AGCCCAAAUUCCUCAAGCAAGCUCCCGUUGGUUUUGGUAGAAGAAAAUGUUCUACAAGAUCGUCCUGCAGCGCACCAUUAAUGUGAAGCCGGCAGACCUUUGCAACACUCUCAACCGUAGCCUUCUCACGUUUCUUCGAGAGGCGGUAGAGGGGAAGCCGCUGCCGCCACCGGACCGCGGUGUUGGUGCGUCGAUGGACUACAAGUCGGCUACGAAGUCCUCUGCUGUGGUGAUCGCCGUGCUGGACAUUUUAAACGCAGAGACGCUGCAGGGCAAGGUGCUGGACGACGGCAGCGUGUCCUUUCGCCUCACCUACGAGGCGAUGGUGUUGAAGCUGCACCGCGGCGAGGUCGUGGACUUGCUGGUCAGUGAUGUCGACGAGACGGGCUUCUGGGCCAGCGUGUACGGCAUCAACAAGCUCUUUGUGAACCGGAAUCAAAUGGGCGACGAUAGUCAGAGCGGCGGGGCAGAGUGGGCAUACGAGCCGGAGGCGGCUGCGUGGGUCACCCGCGACGAUCGCCGCUCUAUCAAGAAGGACACAAUGGUUCGCCUCCGCAUCAUUGCCGAGACGCCGCAGUCGGAGCGCGGCAUGGCUGUCGGCACGAUUGGCGCCCCUUUUCUCGGCCCUCGCUUGGGAAGCUACUAA